GAAAGGGAGCAGAGGGUGCCGGCCGGUGUCGGAGGGGUCGUGAAAGCGCGCCAGUCGACGCCAGUCGACGGCGAGACUUCGUCCGCGUAGCUUCUACCUCUUUCGCUUAUCCAUCCGUCUAUCUGUUGCUUAUCAUUGUGAAAUUUCCGUUGCAAUCGACGCGUGUAAUUGAUCUUCGCACGAACGUUUCCGCGAAAUAUUCGCAAAGGAGUGGAAGAGAUCACGUGACAGCCGCGGGACCAUCGUCUCGAAUUUAUCGAGAGUGACAUCUACGGACGCGGAUCUUCGCUUCGAGAGACGGGACCGUUUGAUGUAGACUCGAGGAGCUAUGACGAGGACGACGCGCCGAUUUUUAUUGCUGCUGUUGCAGAUGCUGAUAGGGGUUUGUCAUGGGAUCCAGCAAUUUGAUGAAACGCCGCAGUACACCGAGGUCAAUCCUGGCCAAGACGCGAAGCUGGUGUGUCGAGUCCUUGGAAAGAGAGGGCAGUGCAUUUGGCAGAAGGAUCAAAAGCCAAUAGGUAUGCACCUGAAGAAAUACGAAUGGGUGGGUUCACCAGAUAUCGGUGACUGCUCGUUGUGGGUGAGAUCGGCCACCUUAGAGUUUGACGACGGACUCUGGCAAUGUCAAGUAACCGCAAGUGAUUUCACGACGCAAGACGCGUUAGCAUCCGAACCAGCGAGGCUGGUCGUCAGAGUCAGCCCUCAGCGACCGCAGAUAGAGUACACCGACCGUCUAAUUCUCCCCGGCAGCAACGUGACAGCCCGAGCAGGUGAGAUCGCUACGCUCACAUGCAGAGCGCGGUAUGGGAAUCCUUCGCCUCUAAUUAAAUGGUACGUUGGCGAGAUCGAGCUGAGGACAUUGCGGCCUCAGGUAAACUCGACCGAGAUAGAUAAUCCACGCACUUGGGCGACCUACAGUGUUUGCGAGAUUCUGGCCGAGCGAUCACGUUACGGCCAGCCGAUCAGAUGCGUUGCCAUCCAUCCGGCAUACGCCAAUCCUACCAUGUCGUCCAGCACCGAAGUGAGAUUCGACGUGCGAUACGCGCCGGAGACGAGAUUAGUCGGCGUCCCAACCGGCCAGCUCGAGGAGGGCCGCGAUCAACUGGAAAUCCGAUGUCUCGCCGACGCUAAUCCGCCGGCUUCGAUACUUUGGAGGAAAACGAAAAGUCCUGGCGUGACCGAAGUAGCCAGUAUUGGAGAAACCCUGAUGUUCUCCCCGAUUUACAGAAAUCACGCCGCCGUUUACCUCUGCGAGGCAUCCAACACCGAGGGGGAGAGCAGUCCGGUCUCGGUCCAAGUAUCCGUAAACUAUCCACCGAUGAUCAGCGCAGUCGGGCCAGAUCGAUUAACAACUGCAUUGUUGUACUCUGGUGCGUCAUUCGAAUGUCACGCAGAUGCGAUGCCGCCGGCUGAAUACAGAUGGGCGCAGAUAUUCACGGACGGCCGCAUGCCGUUGGAAUGCGGAACGGGGCAGCGAUUGAUCCUGACGAACGUGACGUACGAGCAACAGGGUCAAUAUAUAUGUCUUGCCUCCAACAAGAUCAAUGGCAACGUCAGGGAAGUUAAAAGCGACCCUGUGUCCCUGCAAGUGGUCGGCGCUCCAAGGGUGGUGAAGCCAGCCAUCACAGAGAAGUUCGUCGUCGUAACGACGGAGGGUAGCCCGGCCAGAUUAGAGAUCAGACUGUGCUCGGACCCGAAGCCGCGGCUCGUGGCCUGGGAAUGGGGCAGCACCAGACUACACGCCGGUGAAGUUCUGGAACCGCGUUAUCGCGCGCUCGAUCUGGAGCCGCUGGCUUCGGAGGAUUGUUACAUAGCGAUCUUAGAGUUGACAAGUACGGUAAAAGAGGAUCAAAGGCUGUAUCAUGUUAUCGUGGAGAACGAUCGUGGCAGUGACAGACGAGCGCUCAUGCUGAAAGUCGAUGAGCCCGGUCAGAUCCCGCUCGUUAUCGGCGCGGUAGCUGGAUUCACAGUGCUCUCGGUGCUGAUAAUGGGAUUCGUUUGUUUCCUACGUUCGGAUAGAUGCUGCGUAGCCAGAAACACAGUACCGGCACUGCAGCAAGUGCAUUGUACAAAGGCUUCCAACGCUAUGAUAGAUGAUCCACGUUUGGCAGUGGAUACGAUGGAACGUACGAGUCAGCAGUUCGUUCCGGAGAAGCGAGCCAAUCACGUUCUCAAACCCGUCCCAUCGCAGCAUAGCUAUCAGCACGACCAACAUCAACAGCAACAUUAUCAGAGGCAUCAUCAUCAUGGACAGCCUCACGGACAAUACACAUUGCAGGGGGAGCAGCUGUUUCUCAAACCCGAUCGCUUAGCGACGUUGAAGCCCCAUUACAAGAGUGAAAAGCUGCCGCAAUACACGACCUUCAAGCCGAACAACUGAAGACUUUAUACUAUGUUUAUUUUGUAUACACGACAGAAAAAGCGAGAUAUGAAAAAAGAGCGAAUGGAGGAACGACACAAAAUCAAAUACAAAACUGUAGUUUUACUUCCAUCAUCCUCAAUUAUUAUGAGUGUGGAAUAUAUCUAAGAGAACUGCAUACACAUAUAUGCUUGUAAUAUUAUAUUAACUAUUCGUGUCGACGGGCGAAUCCAUGGUCGUGAUCGAAAGACGCAAGAACGACGGAAUUUUUUACUCUCAAAAUAUACUGCCAAUGUCGAAAGUAAAUGAUUGAUACGAUCUCAGAACUAAUCAAAGUAAAAACUACGCAUAUUUAUAACGCUUACAAUAAUAUUGUUAAUAAAACAAUGAUUUUCAUCAAUUACUAUUUUUACUGACUUAAGAGUAAGUAACUAUAAGUAUAGUGCAUUUUAUUAUCUACAAGCUGAACAUGAAUAAAUUAAUCGGUAUUGGCAACUAUUAUGCAUAUAAGUACGAAAAAA
Messenger RNA from Formica exsecta, 2880 nucleotides. Its product is annotated as kin of IRRE-like protein 2. The record is from RefSeq and is a predicted model, not a curated record. Gene Ontology annotation, biological process: cell-cell adhesion. Gene Ontology annotation, molecular function: cell adhesion molecule binding. Gene Ontology annotation, cellular component: cell-cell junction. NCBI's taxonomy places the organism in Eukaryota, Metazoa, Arthropoda, Insecta, Hymenoptera, Formicidae.